This is a messenger RNA of Vanessa tameamea, 2102 nucleotides long. RefSeq lists its product as uncharacterized. The record is from RefSeq and is a predicted model, not a curated record. NCBI's taxonomy places the organism in Eukaryota, Metazoa, Arthropoda, Insecta, Lepidoptera, Nymphalidae. The transcript has 2 exons. The coding region runs from base 80 to 2071 and encodes 663 amino acids.
AUCAUAAAAACAUUACAAAAUUAUGUAGUGUGAAAAUAUUUUCUACUAUAAAGAUCCAGAUUAGUCUAGCAAAACAGGUAUGGCUGAUGAACAAGUGAAUGAGGCGAAGCUAUCAAAUUCCCAGUCUCCAAGAGAGCCCAGCAUCAGAUCACGGAAUGAUUUCGAACCAUUUAGACCUGUCAUGCCUAUUGAAAAAGUUCAGUCGCCUAAAGUUCAAUCACCUACAACCAGUACUCUUCGUACAUCACCAGUCGUCACUACACCUGCAUCGUCCGUUAAAGGUUCUGUUCAAUUGUCGCUUAAAAGUCAAAAAAGUAUCAAAAAUGAAUCAUUGGAAGCAACUCAAGUAGGGAAUAAAAGUUUGAAAAGUUUAAGCCUUGGGAAGGAUUUGAAUGACAACAGAGAAGUGAAUGUGGUAGGGAAAGAGGACUUUCUAUCAAGUCCUAAAGUUUGGAAUAACAAUAAUAAUGAAAUAAAAAAAAUGCAGGCUGAACUUACGGAUAAUACAGAACACUUAAACAAUACACCCGUUUACAGUAAUAUAAAUAAAAUAUCAGACAUGAGUAAAAUACUAAAAGAUGAAGCCAAUGCCCUGCGGGAAUCGAUUAAAAGCUUGUCUGAAGGUAUUGUUCGUACAAAACAAGAAUUAAAGGGUCAAAAAGAAGAUAUAAAUUUUCCAUAUCAUCUCUUUUUAAUUGAAAUCAUAAUCAACAAAAUUAAUAUGAAAUGCGAAUGCUUUGAGUUAGACUACAACAACUUGGUUAUUGCAGCAACAUUUUUGGGAAAACCACCGAUAACACUGUAUGAUUCGUCGUAUGGUAAAAUUGACGAUUUUUCCGAUCUGAACGUUGGAAAAUCAGCCUUAUUUGCAAUGACAUAUGAUAAGAUAUGCAGCAUUACAGAUUUCAUCGUGAAUUUAUCACUAACUAAACAACCACCUUGUUCGAAUUGUGUUUCGAAAAUUGCCGAAACGAAAAUAGACUAUACGAAAGAGUUCAAAGAGUUACGAGACGAACUCUGCCAGAAGUGGACGAAGGAGCAACCAAACGACAAUAUAAUAUGCACAACGUCGACUCCACUAAACAGAAAUAUGUAUUAUCUGUCUUGUGGCGACAGCGGCCACAGUGAUUCUAUAGGUAUUAUUGAGUUAGCAACUCGAAUGUCAUUUCUCGGCAAAGAAAUCACUACAGCGUUUUGCGCUACCUCAAAACAAAAAUGUACCUCAGUUCUGAUGAAAGAGGAUAAUGGUAUGUCAAUGUAUUCGUGUCAAAAUGUUGAAAUGGACGGACAGGGUAAAAUCUUAUUAGAUGAAAAUACUCUGACGAGGAAGGAAGCACCGAAAAGCAGUCAUACGAUGUCAGCGAGAGGGUAUGAAAGUCCACUAUCUCAAUUUUCAAGCAGACAAGGGUCUACUAAACAAUAUUUAAACAAGAAUGACUAUAUUCGCAGGUAUCAACAAGAUGAUUUGGCAAAAUAUGAUGAAAUAUUUACAAAAAUGAAUACAAACGAGUUAAAAAUCCGAGUCCCGAAAACAACGAAAAUAGAGAGGACGGGCAAAUAUGAUAAAAUACAAGAGCUGUGUUCCUGCGAAGACAAUCCUUACAAUACCGGUGAUCAAAUACAGUUCGGCUUACCCAGAGAGUUGAGCUAUCCAGACAAGAGUUCAAACACCUAUUCAACGAAUUUGAAAUACACGUAUAAAGGCUAUGACAACAGGGACAGAAAAAUAAUAAACGUCACCCCCUCUAACUGCCCCGUCCCAAUUAACAUGGAAAAGAUGGUGCACCCGCAAAAAGACGUGUUCAUUUUAAAAAUAGGCAAGAAACUAGAAACUCGGGAUAAGAAAACUGAUCUCGAAAUAGAACUCGUUACUCCAAAGGCUCCAUGCGAUAAACGAUUAGUCGAUAACAGUCACAUCGCUCAGCAAUGUAGUUCCAAUACAUUGAGAGACAAACCAUCUAAAUCAGAUAAGAAAAAGGAUAGAAAGAAAGAGAAGAAAAAUAAAUCUAACUUAACAAGUAAAAAAGGCAAAGCCAAAAGUGCUGCGAAAUCAAGAAAGAAUAAAAAAUAGAAAAAACUCUUUAUAAAAAAAUAAAAUAUUC